AUGGACGCUUCAGCAGAGUUGCCUUUCUGGGCCAAUCGCGUGCCAGAUGUCGCGUGCUUCGUGUUGUGCGAUGACCUCGUCGACGAGCAGCGUGCCCGGGCGUGUUUUGGCGGCUCUCUGCGGCGGUUCCGUUUGGGGAGCGUGCCCGACCAUGCCAGAGCAUUUUGCUUCGCAAGCUGGACCUGCGCGGCAGCUGGCGAGGGGGCCCUGGAAACGGGCGAGGUGGCACUGCCGGCACUCUUUCCAUGCAGCGGUGCGUCGGCGCGUGGCGUGGCCAUCGUGGACGUGGUCGCCGACGGUACAAGUUGGGCGCGUUUCUUCCUCGGCGAACCUGGUUUCAAGCUUGAGGAGGUGCCGUUCGAGGCUGAGGAUGGCCAAUGUGGCAUGGCCACUGCGCGGCUGGCGCACUCCAGCGACGAAGAGGCGCGCGAGCAGGAGGGUGGAGACGACAACUGGUUCAUGUCUAUGUGGGCGGAUCGCCUGUGGUUCCAAGCAACGUUGCAGACGCUGUUGCUGCCAGAGGGCCGACGGCCAGAGGCUGAGCUGCUGCAGCCGCUUCGAGAGCUUCAAGAAAUUCCUUCUCCCGGGGUCAAGCUCACGCGAUGCGACGGCUGCGGCCAGGACUUCGCUUCUGCCCACUUAUGGCGGUGCCACGUGGAGCAUGAGGGAUGCCCUGACAGCAUGUUUUUCCCAAUGGAGGUGGAGGCCACGAGGCCAGAGCCGAUGCGGCUUUCCGCUUCGGCGCGGGCGAUCUUGCCAGCGCCAAUGGUGCUCAGGCGCACGGUGUCAGCGCUGCGCAGGCGAGGUGAAGCGCUGGUGGCAGAGGUGCUGGACACCUCGCUGCUCAUGGACCGGCAGACAUCUCUGCGCGCGUACCUGGAUGCGAACCCUGCCUUGAGCGCCUUCGUGCUGGGGGGCCAGGAGCCCAACUCUGCGGAGCUGUGUCGCUGGGACUUCUGCCCGCUGCUGCGCGCCGGGCCGCUCGAGAUCCACCGAGGCAGCGAGGCCCGCCCGCACGCGAUCCGCCGCUCUCUGCUGCAGCAGGGAUCCUCUGCUCGCGAGGCGGCCCAGGCCUCGGCGGCAGGCUGCCGCACGCUGGAUGCGGCGGUGGAGUACCUCCAGGCGCGGAGGAAAGCUGCGUGGCUGGCCGCGCCGCGCGUCGCAGGAUGGAGCGACCAGGCAUCGCGCGUCUGCGUGGCGUUCGAGGCGCGCCUCGACGCUCACUGCUGCGACUGGCCCCCGGGCACGCCUGGGCGAGCCGUGAUGCGCCUGGAGGGCCCCCAGAGGACGCACACGGCGCUCGAGCAGCUCUGGCGUGCAGGCCUGCUGCAGCGCUGCUGCUCCCUGGGGAGGCCACGGAUGGCUACCGAGGCUGAGCUGGUGGCUGUGCACUCUCCCUCGCAUGUCUCAGAGUUGCUGGCGGCUGCGGCAGAGGGCCGCGCGCCAAGGGGGGUUCCGUCUUCAUGCGAUCUGGGCGACGACAAAGCGCCUCUCACAGAUGUUUACGUUAACCAGCACACGGCAGCUGCAGCGUUGCUGUGCGCUGGCAUGCACGCGGAGGUGGUUGCGCGCGUCGUGCAACGGGAGUUGGAUUUCGCCAUGUGCCUCACGCGACCGCCUGGGCACCAUGCUGGCGGGGCCACCGGCACCUUCAGUGGCGGGUGUUUCGUCAACAACGUUUCGGUCGCGGCGCGGGUGGCGCUCGCUUCAGGCAUUGAGCGCGUGCUCAUAGUAGAUUGGGAUGUGCACCACGGCGAUGGCACGCAGCAGAUAUUCUAUGAUGACCCUAGCGUCCUGACGAUUCAGCAGGGGGUGGCAGAUCUCCUUGCACCGCUUCGAGCACGCGCCGCGGGAGUUCUACCCGAGCGCGGGAUUGCCAGGCCACUGCGGCAGCGGCAGCGGCUCCGGUUACAACGUGAAUUUGGCGUUCGUUUACGCCGCCGAAGGCUAUGGCGACGCUGA
Molecule: messenger RNA, 1962 nt
Organism: Prorocentrum cordatum
Lineage: Eukaryota; Dinophyceae; Prorocentrales; Prorocentraceae
Source: the annotation of a GenBank genome assembly